UUUUCGGGGGUCUGAGCGAUGGCACAGAGCUGUGUGGAGGGUCAGUACAUGGACAGGCUCCUGCGAGAGUGUGUGUCCUGCAGCAUGAUCUGUGACGACUCCAGCGUCCUGAAGCGCUGCUCUGAGUUCUGUGUGUCCUGGAGAUGUAAAGCCGUGUCCGGUCAGUUCUACGACACGCUGCUGAAGAAGUGUCUGAAGUGCUCCGAGCUGUGUGGCAGUCACCCGGCGGCCUGCGCAGACGCAUGCAGGAGUGUGGUGUCCGUGACGCAGAGGUCUGAUGUCGGCGGGUCUGCAGUGCAGCUGGUGACCGGCAGAGGGCGCUCGGUGUCCGGAUCCGCGCUGUACUCGGAGGCGCUGCUGUACUCGCUGCUAGGCCUCUGCAUCACUGCUCUGAUGUUCACGCUGACCGCUGCUUUCCUGCUGCUGCUCAAGAGAGCCAAACACCAGCAGCAGCUGGACACCAAGAAACAGCAGCCCAACAAACACGGACAGUCAUCUAAAGACUCCCUGAUGGCUCGCGCGGAUGAAGUGUCUCAGGAGGGCAGUGUGACUCAGGAGCGACCGAAGGCCACAGAGACCUGCGUCUACUGCUUCACCGAGCACGAGCAUGCGCGCGCCCCCGAGCAUCACCAUGACAACGGCGCGCUCCGCCCCCCGCUGCAGACGCACACCGACAGGACCGCGCCAUUCAGGAUCAUAUGCUCACCGACACAAACAAGCAUAUGAUGAUGAUGAUGAUGAUGAUGACGUCAUUCCGCAAGCAGUCGUAUGCAAAUAUAACUCCACUUUAGUUUGAAUGACAUGAAGUGAAUGCUGUUUUCAGAAGAGCACAACACACUUUCAAGG
Molecule: messenger RNA, 846 nt
Organism: Carassius carassius (crucian carp)
Lineage: Eukaryota; Metazoa; Chordata; Actinopteri; Cypriniformes; Cyprinidae
Product: tumor necrosis factor receptor superfamily member 13B-like
Exons: 4
Coding region: 19-726 (235 amino acids)
Cellular component (GO): plasma membrane
Molecular function (GO): protein binding
Source: RefSeq, a predicted model, not a curated record